UUUUGGAGCCCAUAUAUCUAUUUCUGAACACUGUUCCAGCAAACGCUACAUCCAAAAUGUCUGCUCGUGGAAAGGGAGGCAAGGUCAAGGGGAAGUCCAAGAGUCGCUCGUCUCGGGCAGGUUUGCAGUUCCCCGUCAGCCGUGUGCAUCGUUUCCUGCGCAGGGGCAACUAUGCUGAGCGUGUCGGUGCCGGCGCACCAGUCUACCUGGCCGCCGUGCUGGAGUACUUGACCGCUGAGAUCCUUGAGUUGGCCGGCAACGCUGCCCGCGACAACAAGAAGACCAGGAUCAUCCCCCGCCACCUUCAGCUGGCCGUCCGUAACGAUGAGGAGUUGAACAAGCUUCUGUCCGGCGUGACCAUCGCCCAAGGAGGUGUUCUCCCUAACAUUCAUGCCGUGCUUCUGCCCAAGAAGACAGCUGCGGGGUUGGGCAAGGGGAAGAAAUCUAGUCAAAGUCAAGAGUAUUGAACAGACAGUGGUCAAGAGUAACCCCGGCCCUUUUCAGGGCCACCCACACCUUCCCAAAAGAACUAUAUUAUCACUUUCAUGAAUCAUGUUUUUUCUGAUAAGACCAUGUUGAUUUUAUUAUAUUGAUGCCAUCUACGUGUGCAUGAAUAAAAAAGGAUUGGAAAAAUAUGAUACUAUUUAAUUGUCAUAGAAUGCUGAAAACAAUUCAGGAAAAUGUAAAGAAAUGAAUAUACCAUACUCUGUUUAGUCUGUCCAACCUAGAUGACCACAUAGAAAUGAAGGAAGGUUUUUUUUCCAAACUUUUUUUUAUUCGCACACUCGCAUCAGUUUUGGGGUUCUCAGGGAUGUCAUACAUAUAAUUAGAUCAACAUGGCCUAACUUAGAAUAUCAAGGUCAAAUGAGUACAAAGUUAUGGAUCUUGAGAAAAUUUUUUGUGAUGGGCAACUGUAUAAACAAUUACUAAGUACUUUGUACCUGCAUCAAGCCAUUCUUGUACAGGUCAGGAAGCAACCCAUUUGUCAUGAAUUGAUUCUACAAGUACAUCUAGGUACAGUGCUUUUGUAUCCUGAUGGCAGCCAAUGGCACAGCGGCAAAGACGGCGGUAAUUACAGAGGAUGGCACCCAAUCUAGGACGCUAGUUACUUGCAAUGAAAUACAAACACACACAGAAGUUUGUGUUACUCCAUAUCAUUUCAUCAAAAAGCUCCACAAGCAGUCUUCAAGAAAAAGUUCUGUCACUUGCUUUACUCACACAUAAGUCAGAGAAAAGUAAUUUCUGUGAAAAGUCGGUUGUAUCUGUUAUUCACUUACUGAGGAGAGCCGUCAAUACUCAAAGCAUGAUGCAUGCAUUCAUACUACUAACUUCACAUCUUAAUCGCAUUGUGAAUUAGCACAUAAGAAUAUAUAUUAGACAGAAAAUAUGAUCAUUAUGUCUAUGAUUUUCAAAAGUCAUGGUCUCAUACUUUUUACCGAUAACAUGUUAUUUUAUUUUGAUGUUAUACAUGCACCUCAGUUAUGAUUAAAAAGCAAGCUUACCACAUUGCCUAGCAGUGUGUACUAAAAUAUGGUCAUUCCCAUCAGGAAUAAAAAUUCAGGUGUACUUCUAUCACACAAGCAAAUUAGCCUGACCACACCAUGCCUCUUGCAGCCCUACCUUUAGGAGGAACUACAUAGGCUAACUAACAUAUAUAACAAUCAACAUUUCACUGAUGUUCUCAGUAAACAUUUCAAAUACUGCCUCACAUUUGACAUACAAUGUAGGUAAGCAGGUCUUGAAUCAAGAGACAGUGCAUGUGAAAGAGUGUUUAUGUGAAUUCCCCAUACAAUGGAUGUGAUGGCAAAAUAGGUGUGCUUGAUAUACAUGUAGUAUGACACAGUUUUAUUUAGAUUGCAUACCAUGCUAUGACAGUGACUGUAGAGAACUUGCUGACAGCCGCUCAUAAUCAUCCUUUGGGGAUGGGUCAAGAAGGAUUUAGAAACAUUCUCAAAAAGAAGAAAAAUACAGACAUACAUAAUAUGAGGCAGCUGAAAAAAAAUCCAUUUUAAAUAAUUUAUGACCUGACACUGAUCAAAAGGGUUUUGCAUAUUUGCCAUAUGGCCCAGCACAGCAACUACGAACAUGAAACAUGCUUGUUGACCAAUCCAUCACAUGAUUACACUGCUCAUUAUACAUGGCUGCAUCUUUCAAUCCUACAAACAUUGAACAGCAACCAAGGCCAGUUGGUGAUCAAAGGAAGUAGUAUGCAAAUUUGUGUGAUCACUUGUCAUACCAUAUGCAGGCUGACUUGUUUUUAUUUAAUUUCUAGCAUUCAAGUUCCAUCUUGGCACAUCAGCUUUAACAUGGCUUCCU
This is a messenger RNA of Branchiostoma belcheri (Belcher's lancelet), 2316 nucleotides long. Its product is annotated as histone H2A-like. The record is from RefSeq and is a predicted model, not a curated record. Gene Ontology annotation, cellular component: nucleosome. Bases 57 to 467 code for a protein of 136 amino acids. NCBI's taxonomy places the organism in Eukaryota, Metazoa, Chordata, Leptocardii, Amphioxiformes, Branchiostomatidae. Gene Ontology annotation, molecular function: structural constituent of chromatin; protein heterodimerization activity; DNA binding. The transcript has a single exon.